UAUUCCUCCUCGCGCGAACUCCCGUAACGUAACGCUGAACAAUAAACGGUGGGGAGCUCGAUUCCUGGACUGGGUUAGAGUCAAGGAGGUGGAGGAGGUGAGCGCAAAUAUUUACAUUUAAAUCAUAAUAAAAUACUUCAAAGAAAAAAACACGUUUCACACCACAAAUUGUGGAGCGCACGGGAAGCCAGUGACUUGCUCACUUGGGGAUUUUGUGACGGUUUUUUUUCUUUACACAACCUGGUCGGGUCCUGUUUUAUUCAUUGUGGUGUGUGACACUCCGAGUCAACAGAACACAGCUGCCGAGACCGUGCACAGCCGUCAGCAAAAGAGCGCAAACUCAAAACAUGGCACAGACAGGGAUCCCUGCCUCCGUGCCCCCGGAGCUGCCCUCCUCAGAGAGCCGCUUGGUAGUGACGUUCCUCAUGUCUGCCCUGGAGUCCAUGUGCAGAGAGCUGGCCAAGUCGAAAGCAGAAGUGGCCUGCAUCGCCAUGCAUAACACUGAAGUGUUUGUGGUCGGGACGGAGCGGGGAAAAGCCUAUGUCAACACAAGGAAGGACUUCCAGCAGGACUUUGUGAAGUACUGUGUAACAGAAGAGGAGAAGCUGACCAGGCUGCAGAAGUUGAGGUCCUCUUCUCCAGAAUGUGAACCUGAGGAAGUAAUCGACACAGAAGCUCUGGAGAAGGCAGUGGAGGACCUCUUCUGUAUAUGUUACGGUAAAGCUUUGGGGAAGCCCAGUAUUGUGCCUGUGCCGUAUGAGAAGAUCCAAAGCGACCCCUCGGCUGUUGCAAUACAGGGUCUGCCGGACGGAGUCUGCUUUAAACACCCUGCAAGCUACAACAUUUCAACCCUGAAACAAAUCCUGGAGAGAAAGUCUCAGAUCACGUUUGUCAUUAAAAGGCCAUUUUUGGAGGCAAAGAAAGAAAAAGAGGAGCAGGGCAGUAAAGCACCACACUGUGGAAGUGGUUCAUGGUCUCCUAGCAACUUUGUGACGGUAGAGGUAAAGACAGAACCCCAUGAUGAUCAAGGGGAUUUGGAAAUGACCGCUGUGACGGUGAAAGAAGAGAUCGUGGAUGAAGAAACCCAGCACCCCUUGACAGACAGUCAACCUGGGGGAGACUCCAGUGAGGAAACUGAAUUGGAGGGCCCUAUAGAUGAUUCAACCCAGCAUGUCUCCUCUGAAACGAGUGAGGACCCAGAGGUAGAGGUGACCAUAGAAGAAGAGUAUAUGCCACGAAACAAAAGACCAAAGAUUAUACCCACGGAAGUACCCAGCGAGCCGGCUACCACCAGCAAAAGGAAAGUGAGGGAGUUUAAUUUUGAAAAGUGGAACGCCAGGAUUACUGAGCUGAGGAAACAAGUGGAGGAGUUGUUUGAAAAGAAAUAUGGGCUAGCUAUCAAAGCCACGGGGCCGGUGUCUAUCCCCUACCCGCUCUUCCAGUCCCACAUGGAUGAUCUGUUCGUCGAGGGGCUGCCGGAGGGAAUCCCCUUCAGGAGACCCUCCACCUAUGGGAUCCCGCGCCUCGAGAGGAUCCUGCAAGCCCGGGAGCGGAUCCACUUCAUCAUUAAGAAGCCUGAGCUACUCAGCACAGCUAGAGAAGAGCUCCUAUUGGAUAACCCUUCCUCGCAAGUAAGAGAGGAGUGGUAUGCCAGGAUCACCAAACUCAGGAAGCUGGUGGAUGAGCUUUUCUGCAAGAAGUACGGGGAGGCCCUUGGCAAGCCGGGUCCCCUGCCCGUCCCAUACCAGAAGUUUGAGGCCCAUCCGCAUGAGCUCUUUGUGGAGGGGCUGCCAGAAAGCAUCCCGUUCAGGAGCCCCUCCUGGUACGGCAUUCCCCGUCUCGAGAAGAUCCUGCAGCUCAGCGGCACGCUCCAGUUCAUCAUCCGCAGGCCUGAACUGUUGUCCCAGGAGCAAACUGAUACAGCCCAACUGAGACCCAGCACAGAAGUGAAGGAAGACUGGAACAUCAGAAUCUCAAAGCUGAGGAAACAAGUAGAAGAGGUUUUCAAUUCCAAAUUCGCUGAAGCUCUGGGGCUGCUGGAGCCAGUCAAGGUGCCCUACCCUGUGUUCGAGUCCAACCCUGACUCCCUGUUCGUGCAGGGCCUGCCCGCGGGGAUCCCCUUCCGCAGCCCCACCUGGUUCGGGAUCCCCCGUCUCGAGAGGAUCGUCCGGGGCAGCGCCACGGUCAAGUUCGUGGUCAAGAGGCCUGAUCUGGUGAUUCCAUUUUUGCCUCCUGGUUUAGCAGAAAAAAUCAAUACAGAAGGUGCUAAUAAUAAAGAAGGUGCUGCUCCAACCCUCGCCCAGACGAAUGGCUCAAACACCCCCUUCAAACCUAGAGGAAGGGAGUUCUCUUUCGAGGCAUGGAACGCCAAAAUAACUGACCUGAAGCAGAAAGUUGAGACACUGUUCAGUGAGAAGUGUGCGGAGGCCCUGGGCCUGGCUGAGCCGGUUAAGGUCCCGUACGUCCUGUUUGAGUCGUUCCCCGGGGAUUUCUACGUGCUGGGCCUCCCCGACGGAGUGCCCUUCAGACGGCCGUCCACCUUCGGCAUCCCCCGCCUCGAGAAGAUCCUGCGCAACAAGGCCAAGAUCACCUUCGUCAUCAGCAAGCCUGACAUGUUUGAAGCAGCCGUGAAGGAAGCAGCUGCAAACCGUCCCAUAACAAGGACAAGCUUUGGAUCCCCAGCUUUAACAGCAACAGAAAAACCCACAACGGUUCAAAAUCCAGCAACAUCAGGUAAAAGAGGCCCCAGUACAGCGCUGGCCAUGGAGGACCUGAAUAUCAUUCAAGUGACUGUCCCAGAUACGGAGAGCGAGAGAUUGUCGAAGGUGGAGCGAGCUCGGCAGCUGAGGGAGCAGGUGAACGACCUGUUCAGCAGGAAAUUCGGUGAAGCGAUCGGGGUGGAUUUCCCAGUCAAGGUGCCCUACAGGAAGAUCACCACUAACCCGGGCUGUGUGGUGGUGGAUGGCAUGCCGCCCGGAGUGGCCUUCAAGGCCCCCAGUUACCUGGACAUCUCCUCCAUGAGGAUGAUCCUGGAGUCGGCCGACUUCAUCAAAUUCACCGUCAUACGGCCUUUCCCUGGACUUGUCGUCAGCAGUCAAGUUGUGGAUCCUAGUGAGGCAGUGCAAGGAAUGACUGAACAUAGCAAAGCAGACAUGCCUUCAGCACAAGGGGAUGCAGAGGGGGGAAUGAAGGAGGAACACAAAGGAUCCUGGUAGCACAACACCCAGGUAGUACUGUUAGUCUGGAACGGGGCUGUGAACACAGAGGAUGUUAAUGAAGCUGAGGGUGUUACAGACAGCAUGGCUUUCCAGUCAUUUAUCAGUGGUCUACUAUACCUGUACAACAGCAUUGCCUUCUGUACAAACCUGUUAUUUUCUAUUUUGUACCAAGAGAUUGCAUUCUUUGUGAUGUAUUAUUUUUCAAGUACCUGCUAUCCUGUCAUUGAGGUACAUUGUCUGAUGAUGGAAUACAGACAGUACCACCGGUGGGUAAGACAGGGCUAAAGUAGAAUUAGGAGAUGACCUAUAAAACUGUAGAGAUUGCCACAAAAAAAGAAACUUGAAAACUAAAAAUCAUCAACGUGAAAACUACCCAGAAUCUGUACUAUAUAGAGUAGAUGUACUUUAGCCAAAGUCUGCUGAAAACUUUAGUUCAUAAUUAUUAUUAUUAUUAUUAUUUAACCUAAAUCUGGUCAGGACCGAUUCAUUAGGUUGAGCAGAUCAAGACACCAAAAAGUUCCUUUUAAGAUGUUUGCGUACCUUGACCUUUUAUUUAUUUGUUUUGCUAGUUGAUGCCAUUAUCAUUUAACAAAACACAAAGGACAUGCUAUCUGAAAUCAGAGUAAGGGAAUGAAAUGCAGAGAUUUCUGAGCCAGAAAACAAAAGUUUUGUUCCGUAAUCCUCCCAUGUAAGUACAUUGGUUUCAAAUGUGUAAGGCAUUUUACUAGAAGUUAUUAAAACUGAAGGAGUCCCUAGUUUUUGUCCGAUAAGACAAAUAUCCAAAAGCUUUCAGUUGGUCCUAGUUAAGACAGGGAUUGGUGGCAAGUAUGUCAACAACAGUGGUGGAGAAAAUGUGUUCGGCACAGAGCCCUGAUGUUUGGUAGGUACAACCUCCACAUUGUCAUGACUUCCACUGUCGCCCAUAGGUGAAGAGGAACUACGGGAGGGUUCCUGUGUGGCUUGUGGCAACUCUAUAAGCAAAAAGCCAAUUCUGCUGUUGAGUAUCAAGUGACUGUAUAACCCACCCUGUACAUUACAUCACUUAGUGUAUAACCCGCCCUGUACAUGACAUCACUUACUGUACAUCACGUACUGUAUAAACCACCCUGUACAUUACAUCACUUAGUGUAUAACCUGCCCUGUACUUUACAUCACUUUGGCACAAUGCCAUGAGGCAAGGCAAAGCCUUUAUAGGUAUGGCUUAUGAAAGUGAGGUCAGCAUCAACUGAACCCAAUUAUAAAAUGCCUUAGUGAAUAUUUCUAGGUGUGGAGGUUUAACAGAACAGGACUCACCUUCAUUUUGUUUAACAUUCCUGUUACUUUGAUGCAUUUCUUUAGGCUUGUUCUGUAUGUGUCAUUUAAGCAUGAAAAUUAUUGUAAGCGUCUCUCUUCAGAAACUGAAAACAAAAUAUCCACCUCAAACAAUGGAUAUGUGCAGUGUUCUUGAACAAUAACAAUUUUUCUGCACUGUGUUUACUUUUCUUUCAACACAGCUAAAGAAGGGCUUUUGUCCAAAAAAAGCUCCAUUUUAUAUAUAUAUAUAUAUAU
Acipenser ruthenus (sterlet) is the source of this 4766-nucleotide messenger RNA. Its product is annotated as general transcription factor II-I-like. The record is from RefSeq and is a predicted model, not a curated record. Bases 348 to 3215 code for a protein of 955 amino acids. Gene Ontology annotation, cellular component: nucleus. The transcript is spliced from 34 exons. Gene Ontology annotation, molecular function: DNA-binding transcription factor activity. Lineage: Eukaryota; Metazoa; Chordata; Actinopteri; Acipenseriformes; Acipenseridae.